Molecule: messenger RNA, 976 nt
Organism: Rhipicephalus sanguineus (brown dog tick)
Lineage: Eukaryota; Metazoa; Arthropoda; Arachnida; Ixodida; Ixodidae
Product: sulfotransferase 1B1
Exons: 2
Coding region: 15-974 (319 amino acids)
Biological process (GO): sulfation
Cellular component (GO): cytoplasm
Molecular function (GO): sulfotransferase activity
Source: RefSeq, a predicted model, not a curated record
GCCUACUCGCGAAUAUGCAGACUAGGAAGCCAGCGUUUCAAGUAAUAGACGGAGUUCCGCGAUGCGUCGCCGCGGAACCCGAUUUCCUAAGAGAAGGUCUCAAGUUCCGAGCCAAGAAGGGAGACCUAGUGCAGUCAACGUUUCCGGAGAGUGGAACGCAUUGGAUGUUGUACAUCACGCACUUAAUUCUCAGAGAGGGACACCCGAUCACCACGUACGAAGAGUUCGCCAAAGAAUGGCGCUUCCUCGAGUACAUGAAUAUCAAGGACUUCAGCUCGUCUCAGCCUCUGAGAACGUUCGUUACGCACUUGGCGUUGGACAAGCGCACGAUGACCGAAGAAGGCAAGUACGUCUACAUCGCCCGCAAUCCGUGGGACGUCUGCGUAUCCUUCUACCACAUGGCGACCAACAUGAGCACUUUCGAAUUCCAAAAAGGAACGUUCGAAGAAUUUUUUGAGACAUUUGUAAGUGGCAAUUUCGGCUACGGCGACUACUUUGAACACGUAGCAGCCGGCUACGCUCUGAGGGAAGAACCGAACGUGUUCUUUGUCACUUACGAGGAACUCAAGAAGAACACCCGAGAGGUGGUGCUGAGGCUGGCGUAUUUCUUGGGAGAACAGUACGGCCGCGCUCUGGAGAAAGACGAAGCGUUCCUCCAAAGAGUGCUGGAGAGAUCGAAGCCAGAGUACAUGCGCAACGUAGUGGUCGUGGAUUUGAGUGCCGGAGACAACCCCCAGUGGAACGAGGCGUUCUCGCGCGAGAGGAUCACCUGCAUCGAAGGCCACGAAGGAGAAGAGAACAAGUACUCGUACGUAAGAAACGGCAAAGUUGGAAGCUGGAAGGACUACUUCUCGCCUGCUCUCCUUCGAAAGAUGGAGCACAGGAUUUUGGAGGCGGAGAAGCAAUCUUCCUUCAUGGACCUCUGGAAGGACAUCCGAGUUGAAGCGAGGAAACGCAUGCAAGAUACCGAAUAAAG